AUGGCUCAAACUGACUACAAGUUCGAAGGAUGGAUGGGUCUUGACCCUACCUCCGGCGAGGGCAACAUGGUCUGGCAAGACUUCCAGCCGAAACAGUGGGAGGAAACCGAUGUCGAUAUUAAGAUUUCUCACUGCGGUAUCUGCGGCUCUGAUCUGCACACCCUCCGGAGCGGUUGGAGACCCACCGAUUAUCCCUGUUGUGUGGGCCACGAGAUUGUAGGUACAGCCGUGCGCGUGGGAAGCAAGGUUACCGACAUCAAAAUCGGUGACCGCGUCGGUGUCGGCGCGCAGAGCGAGUCCUGCCUUGGCCGUCUAGGCGACUGCGAGGAGUGUGCGGCAGGCCUCGAGAACUACUGCAGCAAGAAGGUCGUCGGCACGUACAACAGCAUUCACUACGAUGGCAGCAAGUCAUACGGCGGUUAUGCGACCUACAGCCGGGUGCCGGCUCACUUUGCUAUCAAGAUUCCUGAUGCUAUCUCGUCCGCUGAUGCUGCGCCUAUGCUGUGCGGCGGUGCUACCCUUUACAGCCCGCUGAAGCACAACAACUGUGGUCCUGGCAAGCGCGUUGGUAUUAUUGGUGUUGGUGGUCUCGGUCACUUCGGAUUGCUCUUUGCGAAGGCUAUGGGCGCUGAUAAGGUCGUGGCUAUCUCGCGAAAGCUGGGCAAGAAGGAGGAUUCGUUGAAGAUGGGAGCGGAUCUUUACAUCGCUACUGAUGAUGAGCCUGAGUGGGCUACAGCUAAUGCCCGGUCUUUGGACCUGAUUGUCUCGACUGUUUCGUCGGUCAAGAUGCCUUUUGCCGAUUACCUGGGUCUUUUGAAGACUGGUGGAACUUUCGUUCAAGUCGGCCUUCCUGAGGACGGUGGCUUGUUUGCACCUGUUCGCAACUUGAUGCGCCGCAUCAAGCUUGAGAGCUCUCUCGUUGGCAGCCCCAAUGAGAUCCGCGAGAUGUUCCAGCUUGUUGCUGAGAAAGGAAUUCGCCCGUGGGUGGAGGAGAUCCCAAUGAAGGAUGCAAACAAGGCAAUUGUGGAUAUGGAGGAUGGAAAAGCCCGCUACAGAUUUGUGCUGGUCAACGAGUAG
Penicillium paradoxum is the source of this 1077-nucleotide messenger RNA. Its product is annotated as NAD(P)-dependent alcohol dehydrogenase. The transcript is spliced from 3 exons. Gene Ontology annotation, biological process: alcohol metabolic process. Gene Ontology annotation, molecular function: alcohol dehydrogenase (NADP+) activity; zinc ion binding. Bases 1 to 1077 code for a protein of 358 amino acids. The record is from RefSeq and is a predicted model, not a curated record. NCBI's taxonomy places the organism in Eukaryota, Fungi, Ascomycota, Eurotiomycetes, Eurotiales, Aspergillaceae.